AUGAAACAGGAACCUUCGGAGGAUUCAAGACCGGUUCCAGCAAAUAAUCCGACUUCUGCACAAAACCAACAGGAAUUGUCAGCAAAUUCUUUACCAAACGAUGGUAACGAAGCUGAUCCGAUUCCUGUACAAAGCCAACAGAAAUCAUCAGCAAAUUCUUUAUUAUCAAACGAAAUAAGCGCGGAUCAAUGGAAAUCAUCGCCAUAUAUUUUAUCAGAUGACGAUGAAGAUUUAAGUUCGUCUGUUUCUGUUGUGACAUUACUUAAUAAUAACAAUAAUGGUGGACAAGUUUGUCUUCCUGUACAAGAAUUAUUUCGAAAGUCACCUGAGAAAAGAAUACGAUGGGAAAUCGAUGACAUCGAUAUCGGUGUUGAUUUACAGCCAAAGCUACCAACACAAUUCCAAAGCAUGUCCAAUGAGUUUGUAAUAUCUUAUUGGCUAGCUCACCACACAAGUGUUCUGGAGCUGGCAAUAAAUAUUCGAAAUGGGCUGAUGAAUAGGAUUGGGACUGAUGGGACGACUUUGACAUUAACCACAUUACAACAUGGUAAUGUGUUACCACGACAAUCACUUCCGGGAAUUUCUCAGCAUACCAAAAAUCAAUUACAAGAAGAAUGCAAGGCUCUAUUUCUUCAAACAAGAAAUAAUUCAACUGACUUAUACGAAGAGUUAAUUAUACGCAUGUGUAAUAUCUCUAAAACUGAUGAUAGAUUAGGUUCACUGGUUAAAGAUGUAAGUAGUUGGUACAACAUGUACCGUUUCAGAUUGCAUGUUACCAUUGUGAAGCUCACGACUGGAUUCUUAUCAACACAUAAAAGUGCAAGAGAACCGUAUAACGAAAUAGAUGCAUAUAUCACCGAUGAAGUUUGGAAACAGAUGCUUCUGAUGUACUUAAAGGAAACUGAUCAACUGAAGCUGAGGAAGGAUCAAUUAAUUGUUACCAAACUUGGCAUCUUCGUACGAAUGGUCACUAAAAAGGUCUUAAUAGCCAUGAUAACGGGAAAGGAUACACAACAGGUUAUUAAAACAUGUGAUGAAAUCACAAUUGACUUAAAAAUCCCUACAAAACCUGGUGUAGUAAAGGAAUCAUCAGUACGCGAACUCUUGGGUUGA
Molecule: messenger RNA, 1113 nt
Organism: Funneliformis mosseae
Lineage: Eukaryota; Fungi; Glomeromycota; Glomeromycetes; Glomerales; Glomeraceae
Source: the annotation of a GenBank genome assembly